Messenger RNA from Trachymyrmex cornetzi, 1824 nucleotides. Its product is annotated as glutamate receptor ionotropic, kainate 5. Gene Ontology annotation, molecular function: ligand-gated monoatomic ion channel activity; signaling receptor activity. The record is from RefSeq and is a predicted model, not a curated record. The annotation marks the transcript as partial. The transcript is spliced from 11 exons. Gene Ontology annotation, cellular component: membrane. Gene Ontology annotation, biological process: monoatomic ion transport. Lineage: Eukaryota; Metazoa; Arthropoda; Insecta; Hymenoptera; Formicidae.
CUAGAUUCAGCGGUCCUCUAUGACGCAGUAUUUUUGUUGUAUGAGGCAUUAGGGACUCUAAAUGCAAGAUAUAUUGAAAAUAAAAUAGGUAUGUCCAUUGAUCCAAUACAACUUUCUUGUAUCGAUAAAACUACAAUGUAUGAAGCAGGGCCUAAUAUUAUCAGUGUUAUGCAAGAGAUAUCAAAGAAAGGAAAGAUAACAGGCAUUGUGCACAUUGAUGAAUAUGGUCGUCGACAAUAUUUUAAUAUAAAAAUCUUGAACUUUCAACAAUCGGGUGUGAUACAAAUGGGUUAUUGGGACUUUGAUGGUAUACAUGUCACACAAAUUAAGGAGGAGAAGGAUAUCUAUUUACAGAGAUUCAUAGAAGAAAAAAUAUUCAAGAUUAGCAUAAUCAUAAAAGCACCCUACAUUAUGGAAAUAACCAAUGGUUCAACGCGUGGAGAACUAAUUGAUGGGAAACGCUAUGAAGGUUUUUGCAUCGAUCUGAUUCAUCAUAUCGCAAAUAUUCUACGCUUUAAAGGGGUAGUUUUCCAAUUUGUAACUGAUGGAUAUGGCUCUUACGAUCCACAAACGAAGACCUGGCAUGGUCUAAUUGGGAGCAUUUUGAAUCAUGAAGCCGAUCUUGCUAUAUCUGAUUUAACUAUAACAUCCUUCCGCAAAUCCGUUGUGGAUUUCAGUUUGCCUUUCAUGACCUGGGGUUACAGCAUUGUGUUUAGCAAACCGGAAAAGAAAACGCCACCUUUUUUCCCUUUCUUAUUGCCUUUAUCUACAGAAGUAUGGCUGUACAUAGUUACUGCUUAUCUCGUCGUAUCGAUAACGUUAUUUAUCCUGGCAAGAAUGGCACCUGAUGAGUGGAACAAUCCGCAUCAUUUAUGCAAUGCUGAUCCUGAAACACUCGAAAAUAAUUUUAACUUCAAAAACUCGUUCUUCUUAACUAUUGGUUCUUUUAUGCAACGACAUACAAACAUACUGCCCAAAGCAUCAUCUCUUCGCAUGCUUGCAAGCAUGUGGUGGUUCUUUACUUUGAUCAUAUACAGUUCAUAUACAGCGAAUCUAGCCGCUUUUUUCACUAUAGACAAAUUGGACAUACCUAUUAAAGGAUUUGAGGACUUGCCCAAACAGACAAAAAUUAAAUAUGGUGCAAUACGGGGUGGCUUAACAGCAACAUUUUUCCAAAAUUCGAAUUAUUCAACGUACAAACAAAUAUGGGCUGCAAUGGCAAACUUUAAACCAAGCGUAUUCACAUUAAGUCAUGAAGAAGGCAUCAACCGAGUUCUCAACAGCAAACGACAAUAUGCCUUUCUCAUGGAAAGUGCCGCUAUUGAAUAUAAUACGGAGCGCAAAUGCAAUCUAAUUCAAAUAGGCAAUAUGGUCGGAAACAGAGGCUACAGCAUUGCUAUGCCACGCAAUUCUCCAUACAGAACACAUAUUAACCAUGCGAUCCUGAUAUUAACAGAGAGAGGUAUACUGCAAAACAUGAAGACAAAGUGGUGGAAAAAUAUGGGAGGAGGUUUAUGCAAAAAAGAUGAAAUGGAAAAGAAUACAAGCACAUACGAAUUAGGGAUGGCAAGUCUCGGAGGUGUAUUCCUUGUUCUAAUAUGUGGUUGCAGCGCUUCGUUCUUUAUCGCAAUUUGCGAAUUUCUGUGGAAUAUACCUAAAGUCGCUGUGACAGAGAAGAUCACGUCGUGGGAAGCGCUAGUUGCCGAGUUGAAAUUCGUCGUGAACAUCUUCGCAAUAAAGAAACCCGUUAAAAUUGCCAAGAGCAGCAACAGUAACAUAAGUUCCAGAGAGGGUGGACUUGAUAGAGCUGUAUCCAAGGCUUGA